Messenger RNA from Malania oleifera, 2385 nucleotides. Its product is annotated as factor of DNA methylation 1-like. Bases 1 to 2385 code for a protein of 794 amino acids. Gene Ontology annotation, biological process: gene silencing by siRNA-directed DNA methylation. Lineage: Eukaryota; Viridiplantae; Streptophyta; Magnoliopsida; Santalales; Ximeniaceae. The record is from RefSeq and is a predicted model, not a curated record. The transcript has 9 exons.
AUGGGAUACCCAUGUACAAAUGGGAGCCCAUCAUUCUGCGUCGUCUUUUAUGGGCUCCCAUUUGUAACGUUUUUCUGGUUUUCUGCCGAAGAACUUGACCAGAAUGAUGACAAUACCCAUGUAAACCCUCUCGACGAAGAGCAUCAGAGACAUGAUCAGGCACAGGACAACUGCGAUUCUCAUGAGAAGGACGAUCAACGGGGCUUUGACCUGACCCCAAAUCAAUCCCAUUUGCAUCGCAAUGUCAUCUCUGGUCCCUUGAAACGCAUCUGGUUUCCAGUUCUAUUAUCUUUAUUGAAUCCAAUGGGCAGCAGCUCAGGAGAAGAGUCCGAUAUAAGCGAAUCGGAGAUGGAAAAUUACUUAGAAAGAUCAUAUGAACAACUUAAAAAUGGAAAAUACAGGGUCAAGAAUCCAACAGCUACCUUUAGAUGCCCUUUCUGUUUAGGGAAGAGGAAACAGGAAUACCGUUUUACUGAGCUUCUUCAGCAUGCCUCUGGAGUAGGCACCGGUUCGUCAAACAGAAGCAUAAAAGAAAAAGUGAACCACCUUGCACUCGCAAAAUAUUUGGAAAAGGACAUUGCCCAUGAAUCAGGUGCAUUGCAGUCCCAGGAUGAAAUGAAAAGCAUUGGCAAAGUGACCGAACACCCCAAGCAGAAUGAACUCUUUGUUUGGCCUUGGAAAGGGAUUGUUGCUAAUAUAAGCAAGCCAAGGCAUUUCAAUGAAGUCAGCGAAUGUGAACAUUGGCUAAGGAAGUUCUCUGAACAUGAGCCUAGAAAUGUGCAUUUUAUAUGGCAUGAAAAGGAUUUUAGAGGAUAUGCUAUAUUUGACUUCAAUGACGAUUGGAUUGGAUUCAACAAUGCCAUAGAGUUUGAAAAAUCUUUUGAGGUUUCUCUUCAUGGUAAGAAGGACUGGGAUGCAUGGAGAAGGCAUCCUGGCUCAAAGAUUUAUGGAUGGUGUGCAAGGGAAGGUGAUUAUAAUUCAGAAGGGCCAAUUGGGGUUUAUCUCCGUGAGAAAUCAGAAUUGAAAACAGUUGUGGAUAUCAUGCAAGAAGCAACAAAGGCAAGAAAUACAGUGGUGAUGAAUCUAGAAAACGAACUUGAUAUUGCAAAUGAAAAUCUGGAUGAAGUGCAGUACAAGUACAGUCAGAAGACUACGUCUCUGGGCAAGAUGAUUGAGGAUAACAAAAAACUUCACCAGGCUUACAGCGAAGAAAUGGACAGGAUGCAGCAUGCUGCAAAGGAUCAUGCUCGCAAAGUUUUAGAGGAGAGUGAAAGAAUGAAAUAUGAGUUGGAAUGUAAGAGAAAUGAACUUGACAGAUGGUCAAAGGAACUGAACGAGCGAGAAGCCUCAACUAUAUCUGAAAGAAGGAAUAUUGAGGAGGAGAAGAAAAAGAAAAACAAAUCACUCUACUUGGCAUCAAAGGAGCAGAUGAAAGCCAGAGAUAAUGUCUUGAGGCUGCUUGAAAAGCAACAGAGCGAGAAAAAAGAAGCCUUAGAAACAAUACUCAAAUUAGAAAAAGAACUGGAUGCCAAACAGAAACUGGAGUUAGAAAUUGAAAGAUUGAGAGGGCAUUUGAAUGUUAUGGAGUGUAUGGGAGGUGAAAAUGAUAAGAAAUUACAGAAGAAUACACAAGAAUUAGAAGAAGAAUUGAAUGACAAGGUUGAGGAGUUGGAAGGUUUGGAAGCGAUGAAUCAAACUCUUAUGGUGAAAGAGCGCGAGAGCAAUGAUGAACUACAAGCAGCUCGUCGAGAAACGAUUGCAGGUUUAAUAGGACAAUUGAGUGCUAACGCGGCUAUUGGGAUCAAGAGAAUGGGAGAAGUAAGUGCGAAGCCAUUUCAAGUGGCAUGCAAAAAAAAGUAUCCUGCAGCCGAAGCAUCGGAGAAGUCUGCCUUGCUUUGCUCCAUGUGGGAAGAGAACAUCAAGGAUCCCUGUUGGCAUCCAUUCAAAGUCAUUGAAAUUGAAGGAGACAGCAAAGAAAUAUUAAAUGAAGAAGAUGAGAAGUUGACAGAGUUAAGGAAAGAUUAUGGGGAAGAGGUGUAUUCGGCUGUGGUGACAGCUUUGAAGGAGAUAAAUGAGUACAAUCCUAGUGGUAGAUAUGUAGUGCCUGAGCUGUGGAACUUCAAGGAAAAAAGGAAAGCAACCUUAAAGGAAGUUAUAUGUUAUAUAGUCGAUAAGAUUCCCAAGAAGCGCAGGAGUCUGGUUAUGCAAAAGAAGGAUGUUUGCUGCACUAUCCAGGAGGCAGACUGGUUCUUUGCCUCUCGUAAAAGAGUGAAGGAUCUCUUGGUGCAGCAAGGGAUGGUGAAGACAUUGUAUGGAGUUCAACCGGAAAGUAUGGAUGACGCAACUUGGAAUGAGUUGGAAGAUAAGGCGGUAUCAACCAUUUGA